CCCUGUUCGAUCCAUCAUAAUCACCUCCUUGAGCAUUUUCCAAACUUAACAUUAAAAAAAACACAUCUUAUACCAUUAUGUCUACCACGAGAGUACUGGUGCCACUAAACUCAAAAAGCUUCUCUAGUUCUGCAGCUCCUCGGCCAAGAUUUCGACCUGUUUUUCGUGAUCGAACUGGAAGUCCAGCAAAUUCAUCAGCAUCAUUGAGUUUUAGGCAAAACUUCGGUUGUGGUUGUGGUUGUAUAUCGUCUUCCAUCAAGAUCAAUCCAGUAACAGUUCAGAAGAAAAUUUAUAGGAAUUUUGUUGUGUACAGUAGUAUGCAGCCUGGAACACCUAUUCCUUCCGGAAAUCCUUCGGGCACUAACUGGAAAGGAUGGGUGGUGGGGAUAUUACUAUCCAUGGUUCUACCAUUUUACAGGACCAAGCUCACUUCUUUCUUGGCACUGAAAAAGGAGGUGGAAACAGUUGUGGACACUGCUGAAUUAGUACUCGAUGUGGUCGAAAAGGUGGUGGCGGAAGUGGUGGAAAUUGCUGAUGUUUUGGAGGAAAAUCUGCCCCAAGGGGCAAAGUUGAAGAAUACAAUCGAAAGAGUUGAAAGUGUAGCUAGAGAAAUUGGGAAAGAUGCUGAUCUACUGGAAGACCUGCUGCAGAAGGUAGAGAAGGCGGAGAAAGAAGUUGGAAAUAUGAUAGAACCGGUCAUUGAUCAGAUUAAUAAAGAAGCUGGCAGUCAAACUAUUGCCUUGAAGGAUUUGGGAGAAGCCCCUAAAUCAAAACUGUAAAAGAAUUGUGUGCAUGCUUCAGUUUGAGCAUAGGAGAUUCAUUUGUUGUUUCUAUAUAUGUUUUUUUGAAGCAAACAUGUAAAUAUCAGCUUUCUACACUUUUGGUUUUGGAUAUUGUAUUUGUAGCUUAGGCCAGAUAGCUUGACAUUGGUCUUCAUCCUUGACUUCCUUUCGAGUAGGAGUAUUAGUUAAUUUUAUAUUAAUAGACAUAAUUGUCUGUCUUAUUCGAUGAAAUUGAGAAUUUAUUUUAGAAAA
Messenger RNA from Daucus carota subsp. sativus, 1034 nucleotides. RefSeq lists its product as uncharacterized. The transcript is spliced from 5 exons. Bases 78 to 779 code for a protein of 233 amino acids. Lineage: Eukaryota; Viridiplantae; Streptophyta; Magnoliopsida; Apiales; Apiaceae. The record is from RefSeq and is a predicted model, not a curated record.